UGCAUUGUUAAAAGGCUGGAACAAACCUGUGCUUCCACGCUGCCGACAGCCGGUCUGAUGUCUUGGAAGGAGAGAGAUCUUCGAUCGUGGAGACCCUUGGGGUCCUUGGCCAAGCACCUCCAGUCAGUAGUGUACCACGUCAGUAAAUUGCGGGUACCUCGUGUUGAGGCUUGGUACCUAUCCAGGUGGUGUGAAAAUUACUGAAUUCGGACACUCGUGGUGUAAGUGUGUCCGGGAUGCUACACUAUUUCGAGGUAAGAGUGGAUGGAUGGGAUGUAACCAUUUCCCGUUUUGGAUCUGAUGCGGUGGGAAGCGGAAUAUCUGCGGUGGGAAACAUUGUUGUCAGCCAAGUCGAUGAUGUCGAUCUGGAGUUCUUCAGUGUAUAUAAGAAUCCAGCAAGCUCCUCGAGUUACCUCCUGUUUCUUCCAUCUCAUCAUCACCAUCAUUCAACCACACAAACAAAACAAGUUUCACCCUCCAAAGACCAAAAGCCAAAGACAACUCUUUACCUAUCCUCCACCAACAACAACACACUCAACCAAACUAAAAAUGCAACUCACCACCCUCCUCGCCCUCGCCACCGCGGCCGUGGUCCCGGCCCUCGGCGCCGUCAUCCCCAGAGCCGUCGGCAAAGCCACCGUCCUCAACCACUGCUCCUUCCCCGUGACCCUCUGGUCCGUGGGCUCCACCGUCUCGGCGCCCGUCGCCCUCGCCGCGACCAACGGCACCUACAGCGAGGAAUUCGUCAAGGACCCCGUGACGGGCGGCAAAGCGCUCAAGAUCACCACCACCUCCGACGGCCUGUACACGGGCGCGCCCGAGCUCAUCCUUGCGUAUUCGCUGGAUGGGAGCAACGUCUGGUAUGAUUUGAGCAGUGUCUUUGGGGACGCGUUCAAGGGACACAAGGUCACGGUGGCGGGCAAGGGAACCGGAAGCUGUGGGGCGAUUGAGUGGACGGAGGGAACGCAGCCGGCGGGAAGCCAGACCAAGGUGUGUGGGAGCGCAGGGGAUGUGGUGUUGGAUUUGUGUGCUGCUUGAAGGACCUGCCCCAUGGGUAGAGGUAUGGAGAGGAUCAAGGAAGGAUCAGGGGGAGGAUCUAAUAUGG
This is a messenger RNA of Neurospora hispaniola, 1105 nucleotides long. RefSeq lists its product as uncharacterized. NCBI's taxonomy places the organism in Eukaryota, Fungi, Ascomycota, Sordariomycetes, Sordariales, Sordariaceae. The transcript is spliced from 3 exons. Bases 301 to 1038 code for a protein of 245 amino acids. The record is from RefSeq and is a predicted model, not a curated record.